CCUCGAAAUGACCCUAGAAAUGUUUUGCGACCACGUGGAUGCAUCGGAGUUCUUGGAGUUGCAGAAACUUUUGAUGUCUCGCUCGAGCUGUAACUAUCUUUCCGGUCUUCACAAAGCCGAACGGUUCUUCGAACCGACGAUCGAUGGAAAAAGGCUAGCACCGUCGAGCAAAAAUGCCAUGUUUACGCCAGAUGUGGCCAGCCUGAACUAUGUUUUGAACGCUUGCGAUAAAAGCCUGGCGAAUAAAGCCCGCAGUGACGAAACAGAGAGCGUGGACUGCAAGGCGAGACGGGACAGUGUGGCAGCGUUUGCUCACGAGUUGUUUAACGCUUUGGUUGUUUUGGGGAAUGAAAAUGCGCCCAUUGUGACGCGUCGUAGUGGCCAUGCUAAGGAAACUUCGAGUUUGGAGCUGGAAACUACAUUGAA
Molecule: messenger RNA, 426 nt
Organism: Amoebophrya sp. A120
Lineage: Eukaryota; Dinophyceae; Syndiniales; Amoebophryaceae
Source: the annotation of a GenBank genome assembly